Molecule: messenger RNA, 1321 nt
Organism: Nicotiana attenuata
Lineage: Eukaryota; Viridiplantae; Streptophyta; Magnoliopsida; Solanales; Solanaceae
Exons: 2
Coding region: 465-1001 (178 amino acids)
Molecular function (GO): zinc ion binding
Source: RefSeq, a predicted model, not a curated record
GCGCAGUGGAAAUGAAACAUCUCUCUCUUCUUUUCUCUUUUUCUUCUUACAAAAAUACACUAUCGUGACCAGAAGCUGGUUCUUAGAAAGAAACAAUCGGCAAAGCAGUAUAUAAUUAGUAGUAAUAUACUAAACUUCCAGUAAAGUAUACAUAAAAUCUACUUCCAAAGCUAGUCCUUGUAGUUCUCCUCUCCCUCUUCACAUGAAGGUUACAUCCCGUGGAACCUUUUCACUUUCUUUGUAGUUCCCUCCAAAGACUUACUGACAGAAAAGAGGGAGAGAGAGCUCACCUACUACCCAAACACGAGAUAAAGAAAGGAGUACAGUUGAUUAGACAUUACUAUUUCUUUUCGUUUUCCCUUAGGUUGAAAGUUUGUCAGAAAGCUUCAACUUUUGUUGGGCAUUAAUGAUCUCUGUCACAGCCUGCAUUUACAUGAAGAUUCUUGAACUGGGUUUCUCUAAAAAUGUCAACUUUAGACAAGUCCCAUGUUGAUUUGGAAGCUGGUACUGCUGAAAUUGUGGAAAAGAAGAGGUCUUCUUCUGUAUCAGAAUGUUCAGUGGAAGUGGAUCUGGAAGCUGAGGGACAGGAUACUACUAAGCCACAUUUGCCUAAAGUUAUAAAGAGGGAUUGUAGGAUUUGCCAACUGAGUUUUGAUGCCUCAAAUCCAGAAUCUGAGGUUCCCAUUGAAUUGGGUUGUUCUUGUAAAGAUGAUUUGGCUGCUGCUCACAAGCAGUGUGCUGAGGCUUGGUUCAAAAUUAAAGGAAACAAAACUUGUGAGAUCUGUGGAUCAAUUGCACGGAAUGUUGCAGGUGCAAAUGAAGCAGAGCUUGUGGAGCAGUGGAAUGAAGCAAAUGACGCAGCAUCUGUAGCAGCCACCGCACCAGCCACAGUAGAGACAAGAAACUUCUGGCAGGGUCAUCGAUUCCUAAACUUCUUGCUUGCUUGCAUGGUUUUUGCAUUUGUGAUUUCCUGGCUCUUUCACUUCAAUGUACCAUCAUGAUACUUGGAGAGACUAUAGUAGCAUGUCAGCUAGGGCUCCAUGCAUGUUUCCCCGUGCUACGAUGGCACUCUAGCAUACAUAGCUGCAUUCCCACUUGGAAAAAUUCCUGUUACUUUCCUAAGAUGUUAAUAUAAGUAGAAGAGCUACAGAAAAAACCAGAUUUGUGCUUCAUGUUGUGACGAGGUGUAAGCAGAAAUAUUUGUAAUUAAUUCCAGUAUAUAGUGUGUAACAAUUUGAUUGAUUGUCCUGCGCUAAUUGUUCCUGUUGUUAAGCCACACUAUCGAGUUGCAUGUAUGGGCUUCAGAUUUCUCCCCUUUUCU